Molecule: messenger RNA, 731 nt
Organism: Ornithodoros turicata
Lineage: Eukaryota; Metazoa; Arthropoda; Arachnida; Ixodida; Argasidae
Exons: 6
Coding region: 22-714 (230 amino acids)
Source: RefSeq, a predicted model, not a curated record
CCCCUUGAGCUUUCAGUCUGUAUGGACACUCCCUGGAUAGGUCAUCCUUCCACAGUGAGGUGGUACAAGGCGUGGCUGGAGUUUUGCAACCUGGAGGCGGAUACGAGUCUAAUUUCCAUUCGCUCUAAGGUCCUGUGCUCCCAGCACUUCGCACCAGUUGCUUAUUUGCGCACAGGAAGGCUUCGGUGGGAUGCAGUUCCUACAUUGAAGCGCACACUGCAUGGCGUUGGAGGAAGUAGUGCCUACGCCAAUCAGAGCAGACUUGAAAGCAGUGGGCCUUCAACGGAGGAACGUGUGCAAGCUGUGGUAGCCUGCGAUGACGACAGCACAGGAGCAAUACACCUUCACCAGAUGAGUCAUCCUUGCCAUGCUGAAGAGUGUGGUACUGAAGAAAGUCAGCAACAGCGUGAUCUGUCUCAUCAGGACCAUAGCUACGCACAACACGCACCAGCCUUGUCAACACAGAGCACUGUUGUCUCCCCACUAGCUGCAGUUGUCACUCCUCUGCCAGGAACGUCGUCUGGUGUACUGCGUGCAGUCUCGUCACCUCAGCACUUAGGAGGUGGAAGUGGCUGGCAUCCCCCCAAAGAUUGCCCAUCGUCCAGUAGUCUAGCAGCUCCAGCACAGCCAACAAAAGGCAAGCUGGAUAACCUCCGCAAGAAAGUGCACCAGUUGCAAGCCCUGUGUUCAGCACCUGUGUUCAUAGAUACCUAGCAUACAUUUUCUAUUUU